This is a messenger RNA of Haliotis rufescens (red abalone), 420 nucleotides long. RefSeq names its product protein TRACHEARY ELEMENT DIFFERENTIATION-RELATED 7A-like. The record is from RefSeq and is a predicted model, not a curated record. The transcript has a single exon. NCBI's taxonomy places the organism in Eukaryota, Metazoa, Mollusca, Gastropoda, Lepetellida, Haliotidae. Bases 1 to 420 code for a protein of 139 amino acids.
AUGUCGCAUCCCCGUCAUGUCACACCCCCAUCAUGUCGCAUCCCCUUCAUGACGCACCCCCAUCAUGUCGCACCCCCGUCAUGUCGCACCCCCUUCAUGUCGCAUCCCCGUCAUGUCACACCCCCAUUAUGUCGCAUCCCUAUCAUGUCGCAACCCCGUCAUGUCACACCCCAAUCAUGUCACACCCCCAUCAUGUCGCACCCCCAUCAUGUUGCAUCCCCUUCAUACCGCACCCCCGUCAUGUCCCACCCCCUUCAUGACGCACCCCCAUCAUGUCGCAUCCCCAUCAUGUCACACCCCCGUCAUGUCGCACCCCCAUCAUGUCCCACCCCCAUCAUGUCAGACCCCCAUCAUGUCACACCCCAAACAUGUCGCAUCCCCAUCAUGUCACACCCCCAUCAUGUCGCAUCCCCUUCAUGA